Messenger RNA from Penicillium soppii, 504 nucleotides. Its product is annotated as putative ubiquitin conjugating enzyme. Bases 1 to 504 code for a protein of 167 amino acids. The transcript has 3 exons. Gene Ontology annotation, cellular component: cytosol; endoplasmic reticulum. Lineage: Eukaryota; Fungi; Ascomycota; Eurotiomycetes; Eurotiales; Aspergillaceae. The record is from RefSeq and is a predicted model, not a curated record.
AUGGCGACUUCACCCGCUGGUCGCAUGCUCUCCCGCCAGCUGCAGCAGAUGCAGUCCGAUAAGGACAUCCCGGGCAUCAGUUGCGGCCUGGUUGACAACAAUGUUUUCGAAUGGGAGGUCAUGCUCAUGAUCUCAGAUGAUGUAAAGCUGUACGGAGGUGGUAACUUCCGUGCUCGUCUCUCAUUUCCUACCGACUAUCCCCACCUUCCUCCUAAGAUGAAGUUCGAAUCUCCUCUUUUCCACCCUAACAUUUAUGAGAAUGGUGAUGUCUGCAUCUCCAUCCUGCACCCGCCCGAAGAGGAUAAAUACGGCUAUGAGUCCGCCGCCGAACGUUGGUCGCCUGUCCAGACCCCCGAGACCAUCUUGCUCUCCGUCAUUUCCAUGCUCUCCAGCCCCAACGAUGAGAGCCCGGCAAAUGUCGAGGCCGCCCGACUAUGGCGCGAAGACCCCGUUGAGUUCAAAAAGCGCGUGCGAAAAUGUGUUCGCGCUAGCUUGGAGGAAUGA